AUGUCCGGCAACGCCAACGCCUUCCUCGACGCCGUCAAGGCCCGCCGCACCUACUACCCCCUCUCCAAGGACCUGCCCAUCUCCAAGGAGCGCAUCGACGAGAUCGUCAAGACGGCCCUCGCCAACGUGCCCUCCUCCUUCAACUCCCAGUCUAACCGCGUUGUCGUCCUCCACGGCGCCGAGCACGAGAAGUUCUGGGACAUCGCCACCGGCGUCCUCAAGGCCAUCGUCCCCGCCGACCAGUGGGAGGGCACCGCGGGCAAGAUGGCCAUGUUCAAGGGCGCCGCCGGCUCCGUCCUCUUCUUCGAGGACCAGGACGUCGUCAACGGCAUGCAGGAGAAGUUCCAGCUCUACGCCGACCGCUUCCCCGGCUGGGCCACCCAGUCCGACGCCAUGCUCCAGUUCGUCCUCUGGACCGCCCUCGAGGCCGAGGGCCUCGGCGCCAACCUCCAGCACUACAACCCCCUCGUCGACCAGCAGGUCGCCGCCGAGUGGAAGGUCCCCGCCAGCUGGAAGCUCAACGCCCAGCUCGUCUUUGGCGGCAAGACCGGCGACGCCGGCCCCAAGGACUUCAAGCCCAUUGAGGAGAUCUUCAAGACCUUCAGCUCUUAG
Messenger RNA from Colletotrichum aenigma, 612 nucleotides. It is a transcript of the gene HBN1-1, whose product is annotated as putative nitroreductase HBN1. The record is from RefSeq and is a predicted model, not a curated record. Bases 1 to 612 code for a protein of 203 amino acids. NCBI's taxonomy places the organism in Eukaryota, Fungi, Ascomycota, Sordariomycetes, Glomerellales, Glomerellaceae. The transcript has a single exon. Gene Ontology annotation, biological process: cellular response to oxidative stress.